AUGGCUGUUUUGAUGCUGCUGCUGGUGCUCACCAUCGGAGGAAGUUUAUUUUGCUCCUCCGUCGACGCUCAAGAAGCUUACGACAAACUCGACGAGCCCUUCAAAAAAGGCGUUAACUUGUCCCUGGAGAAGCUGAGCAACCACUCAAGCAUUCAGAACCACUUUUUGUUCUUCAGAAGCGUCGCGAAGUCUGACGUUGAGGCUGGCUUUGACGUGGUGUUCAUCUACCACCACUUUUACUUGAAGCCCACCAAAUGCCCCAAAGGAACCACAGAUCCGUCCGGUUGCAGCUUCAGGAACGAUGUUCCCAUGAUCGAUUGCGCCAUUUGUUACAAAACCUUCCAAGGAGACAUCGAGGCUGAACCCAAACCCUAUCUCAACUGUCUCCACAAGCCCUCCGUCACCCCGGAGGUGCGGACUAACCGAAUUGAGCAUUGCAACAGGUUAGCGUACAGCCACGGCGCGACAAACCUUCUUGCCUCGACCGGAACAGACAAGAUGGCGUCGUUGCUGCUUCUACUGCUUUUUGCCUGCAUUGGAGGAUCCGUGUGGCGGUCCGCCGAGGCCCAGAGCCCGCUUCCUGAUGACUACAAGAUGAGCGUAGACCUGGCCUUAUCACGGCUGGAGUCUACACCGCGAAUUUUUCGGUUCUGGAAGACUUUAGAGAAGUCAAACUCUGAGUGUUGCUUCGGUGGGAAAUAUUACUACCACCACUUUCAACUCAAGCCGACUUCAUGCGUGAGAAGCCUCUGGACGACAAUUUUGGCCGACUCUUGCCCGUUCGUAGAUAACGCCCCUCUCGUGGACUGUUCGGUGUGUUACAAAGCAGAGGGCGACAUCGUUCUUCAAGACUUUGUUCACUGCGUCCAGAGACCCAGACUGACUCGGGACAUGGUGAAUCAAAGGAGGAGGACUUGUGACGCCAUGAAUUACAGAACUGGAAGUUUGUCCGUCGCGACAAGGAGCUUUCAACCACAAUAA
Messenger RNA from Nerophis lumbriciformis (worm pipefish), 981 nucleotides. The record is from RefSeq and is a predicted model, not a curated record. NCBI's taxonomy places the organism in Eukaryota, Metazoa, Chordata, Actinopteri, Syngnathiformes, Syngnathidae.